Pectinophora gossypiella (pink bollworm) is the source of this 2018-nucleotide messenger RNA. Its product is annotated as fatty acyl-CoA reductase wat-like. Gene Ontology annotation, molecular function: alcohol-forming very long-chain fatty acyl-CoA reductase (NADP+) activity. The transcript is spliced from 11 exons. Lineage: Eukaryota; Metazoa; Arthropoda; Insecta; Lepidoptera; Gelechiidae. Gene Ontology annotation, cellular component: peroxisome. The record is from RefSeq and is a predicted model, not a curated record. Gene Ontology annotation, biological process: long-chain fatty-acyl-CoA metabolic process. Bases 227 to 1798 code for a protein of 523 amino acids.
GUAACUUCUCCAUGCAAUACUUUCAUUCAGUUGCAUUUCAAAAGUCACUCGAGAAUAAAGUAUUACAAAAAGUAAUUUAAAAUACCAAACUGAAUUUAAAAUCUCUCUAAUAAAAAUUUCUGACAAGCACCAGGGCAAACAUACAUACACCUGCGAAAUUUGGUAAGCCGAAUUGUAUGAAUAUUGUUCAACUCAUUUCUAUUGAAGUCGGUCAAAAACAGUGAAAAUGGAUCCAGCCCAAGCUUUAGAGGCUUCGGAACUGGCGCGUCACCGCGUGAUCAACGACACAAUCGCCCGCGGAGACUCGCGCAUACAGCGGUUCUACUCCGGCGCAGUCAUCUUUAUCACCGGCGGCUCCGGAUUCUUGGGGAAGCAACUCAUUGAGAAACUAUUCAGAGCGUGUGAAAUAAAGAAAAUUUUUAUAUUGCUGAGAUCUAAAAAGCAAAAGACUUCUCAAGAAAGACUGGAUGAAUUAUUCAAAGAUCCAAUUUACGAACAUGUUCAUAAAGUACGGCCAAAUUUUAAAGAACAAAUUGUACCAGUAGACGGCGAUGUUAUGGAAAAGAGACUAGGAAUCAAUGAUGAAGACUGGAAAAUGAUCACUGAAGAGGUGGACAUAAUUUACCAUGGAGCUGCCACAACAAACUUCACAGAUCCUUUGAAGAAGGCCACAUUGACCAAUGUGCACGGAACACAGCAAAUGUUGCACUUAGGAAAAGCCUGUAAAAAAUUGAGGUGUUUCGUGUACAUAUCUACGGCUUACACACCAGCUACUCCCGAACGUGCCAGGAAACCAGUUCUUGAGAAGUUCUAUGAUAGUCCGAUGUCACCAGAUACACUGAUCCAGAUGGCUGAGACUGUGUCUGAAGAAACCAUGAAUGCCAUUACUCCAAUGUUUAUUAAACCAUGGCCCAACACAUAUACAUUUACAAAAGCUAUUGCAGAGGAUGUCGUUCGAUCUGUAGGAGCUGAUCUGCCCAUAUGUAUCGUGCGACCUGCCAUUGUAAUAUGUGCAUUACGAGAACCGAUACCUGGGUGGAUCGACAAGAGCAGCGUAUACGGGCCGAGUGGGUACGUAGUGGGUGGAGGUUUGGGGGUACUACAUGUGAUGUAUGCGGACAAAGAAAUAUGUCAGGACCUGGUUCCUGUGGACUUGGUGAACAACGCGAUCAUAUCCGCAGCACACGACACCGUGGUGAGGAGGGAGAGAGGCGACACUGAUAUCAGGAUAUACACAGUCACUAGCAGCAGAAACCCGAUAAAAUUACGUAAAGUAAUAGAAGAGAUAUACUCGGCAGGAAUGCAACAGCCAACGCCUUUCUGUAUUUGGUACGCUUUUGUUCGCGUGACCACAAAUAGACUGUGGUGGUACAUCCUUGCGUGGCUGCUACAUUAUAUUCCUGGAUACUUAGUCGAUGGAGUUUUAAAACUGCUUGGAAAAAAACCCUUGUUAAUGAAAGUGUACCAGAAAGUUGACAAACUCGCUGCCGCACUUGAAUACUUUGUGACACAAGAAUGGUUCUUCCAAGACACCAACACUCGUGAAAUGUUCUGGAACCAGUCUCCAGAAGACAGGACCAUAUUUAACUGCAACAUGGCAUCUCUGGAGUGGGUGUCGUACUUAAGUUUAUGGUGUUUGGGAUGUCGGAAGUACAUCGUGAACGACGGCCUGACAGGCACGCUAGCGGGAAGAAGAAAACAAUUUUGCUUCAAGAUUGCCCAUUACUCCAUCAUAAUGUUGUUUCUAUACUUAAUAUUUAAAUUAUGUUCUGCUUUUUACGGUAUUGUAAUAAGGUAAUUGUUUUUUUAAAGAGUUUCUGUUAAAUCUCACUAAUAUAAAUAUGUACUUAAAUACUAUACGGUUGUGAGACCCAGAUGCCUUUUAAAAUCCAAAUCCCAAUUAUUAAUCAGAUAUCUAUUGAGUCGGGAAGUCCGGAUCUUAUAGGCUACAGGUUAUAGGUGAAUGUGUACGCUUAUAAGUGGUUGAAUUGAUAAUUAAUAAAGUAAAUGCAAUUUCA